Messenger RNA from Lymnaea stagnalis (great pond snail), 2218 nucleotides. Lineage: Eukaryota; Metazoa; Mollusca; Gastropoda; Lymnaeidae. The record is from the annotation of a GenBank genome assembly.
CCGGGCUCAAAUGAAUGCUUAGCUGAAUGCUCUAAGAACAGCAGAUCUUUUAGUUCAUGUUUGGGGGAGAGCCAUAGAUUUUCAAAAUGGCAUUGUGUCUGUUGCCAGCCAGCUUCAGACAUAGUGCCGCCCAACAAUGCCGAUAUUAAAUGCAGUAAGAAAGACACUAGACUUGCAGAAUACUCCUUAUCUGCUCGCAGUAAGGAAAAUAAGAACCCGGUUUAUGGGGUAAGCCAUUUGAAUUCAAGUUCUGCGGCGAUAAAUUUAUUUUAUAAUUUAGAAGCUCCGUCGUCCUCACACUCUAGUAGCCCUGGAAAAUUUCCUGAGCCAACUUUACUGUUGUCUAGCUCUAGCCAUGUUACGACCGAUGGCCUGCAUAAACCAUGUAUCAAUAUAGAUGGCAGAGAUUAUCCUUUUACGGAAAAAGGUAAAGAACUCUUGAGUUCCAGCAGUGACGUCAAUGUGUCCAGUGUCUUGUCCGGCCAAUUGUUUUCUUGUGCCACACGUUGCUCCAUUUCUUCAGAUGAAUCAGAAGAUUCUGACGAUGAAUACGGGGUCCCGAAUCUAUGUCUUUCCUACGACGACUGCUUAAGUCUCAGCGAAUCUGAAGGAUGUCAGUCACAGAACUGCUCGUAUCCUACAAAUUCUAAGAAUCAUGCGUCUCCCAAGCCCAACAUUCCAACCAGUAGCCAAAUGGCGACCAUGCGGUCGAUCAGUCCAGCACCUGUUCCACGAAGACGAUUUAGUGUUAAACGAAUUUCCCCCUUUAGCCAAAUAUCCAACGCCUCAUCAGAGCGUCACAAAAGCCAGGCACAAUCGCCUGCAAACCCAAUGACACGCGUUGGCUGUACAAGUCCUUUGGUCAAAACGCCAACCACUUUUACAAGGUCAGAUUUCAGCAAGUCGUUUACCGCGCAGAAGCCUUUUGAAAGUCUUGGGUGUUUAAAAAUAAAGCAGCAAGGCAGCAUGGACUUGGGGAAAAAUGGGGUUAAAGAAACCAAUAGCCUCCGAUUCAACGAUAAACAUUUGGUCAAAUACCCUAUGAGGGGGUUUAAGCGAUGCACCAGUCUGCCCGCCAGAUCGUCGAAUGCUGUUGGUAGAGCCAAGAAACAUGCAGCUCCCAGAGAGCUACACGGCACUAGUUAUGUCUCCACUCUGAAUAGCAUCGAGGAGAAUAAGCCGACCUCGGGAACAGAUUUAACCAACCUCGAAAAACGUCUUGAGAAUUGUGACUGCAAAGCGUUUUGGAAGAUUUUAUACGACGUCAAGAACGGGAGACUGGACGAAAACUGUCUGAGGGAGAGCCUGGCUGGGAAAAUAUCAGGAUUCGAAUACACAACAAUUAAAACCAGGGAAACGAUUGGCACAAAAACACUAUGCACCGCUAGGAAUAGAUCGGAUGGUCUGUGGUCGGCUGAUUACGUCACGUCGGCGGCACGAGAAGGUCGGGCCUACCGUUUGGCGAGGAUUAAGAGCAAAGAUUCUUGCUUCGAUGGUAGGUCAAGGUCGAAAUUCAUUUCUUCAUCGAGGCCCCACUCAACCAACUCUCAAAUGCUGAAAUCGAAAAUGAUACCGGAAUGUAACAUUGACAACAUGAUCAUGCCGACCGAAUGGGAAGAGAGAACGAACAAUCAAAAUUUCGCAGUUUGGGAAGAAGAACAAAACAACAAAAGUAUCGAUGCCCGUGGCGCUAUCCGUGAGGUGGGAAUAACAGAAUGUAGAUUCAAGCCCGUUAAAGCACAUCAAAGUAACGAGAGGGCUUGCAAUGAACGACACAUCGUCAGUAGUUUUUUAACAGAUGAAUUUAUUCCUGAAAAUAACCAAGAACAGAAGGAAGUCACGCGGAACUGUAAGGGAAAAACCAGUCCAAAAAGUUUGGCCAAUGAAAUGACAGAUAGCAUGCAGCGGCCCGGCGCAAGAGGUUUGAAAACUUCACACGACACAAAAAGUCCUCCACGAAUGGGCCUUAACGGCAGCAACAUCUCCAAAUGUGCACAGCAGGCUCAGAGCCGUAAAAAGGGACCCACGCCAUGUUCACGAGAACGCAGUCAGCUUUUAAAAAGCAUCCCUGACGACCACAUGCUAAGUCCAACGGCGAUCAACACAUGCGAAGAGCAUCCAACUCCACCAUCGACGGGGAUCAAAGCUUGCGGGUCGGGUACAAAAGUCUUCAUUCAAGAGUCUGAGGCUGCAUGUGCACAGGAGGUUUCCAACCAGG